AUGAUGUCAUCGGAGGAGGAGGCCGACUCACACGCGCCCUACUCGGAUAAGCUCCUAAAGAAACAGAAACGCGUCAGACAGCGCGUGGACGCCGGUGAGCCGCGCAAUUCUUAUUCAACUCUCGCGACGAACGGACCCGCGCCUGCGCGCUCCGCACACAUGAGUGGGGGACUUUAUAGCGCCAUCUUCGAGGGUCGCCAACACUUCGGCCUUUUUGGUCCUUGCUACGCGCCAGCUGAAAUGCUCAACGAGCUGCUGGGCCGCGCACCCAAACAGGAGGACAACGGCGAUGAGGCUAACGGUGGUGACGUGCUUCGCGAUCGUGUUCUCAGAGAUAUUCUUCAGAGUCACAAGAAGGAACUUAUGCGACUCUCCCCGGAUAAUAAUAAUGUGCUGGCAAAUAAUAACAACGAUGAGCCUAAGGACGAAAAGCGGUCACCUGAGCGACCGAUAUCGCGGGACUCGCGACCAGACCUCGACGACGCGCUCCUGAGACUGGACAACGCUUGUGAUUCUCGCACCUCACCGCCGCCUGCGCCGCAACCUUCAGAACAGCUUCUCGCUCCUAAGUCGGAACCUGAAGACCGCGAUAGUGACGCUCAAAGGUCUUCUCCGCGACCACAGGAUGUGAAACGUGCUCGUGUCGAAAACAUAGUGUCUACAAUGCGUUCUAGCCCUGCGCCUCAGCAACCUCAAGUGAACGGGUGUAAAAAACGAAAGUUAUACCACCCGCAACAACACGACGGUGCGGCAGAGAGGUACGGUGCCAGCCACAGCAGUAGUGUACAGACAGUGUCAGAGGACUCCGAGGAUGAUGGUGAGCGACCUCCGAUACAACAAAAGUUAGUAGAAAAAAAUGCUUUAAAAUCACAAUUAAGAACUAUGCAAGAACAAUUAGCUGAGAUGCAAGAGAAAUAUGUGCAACUUUGUAAUCGCAUGGGCCAAGAGUCAGAGACUAUUGACAAUGAUGGUGCGUCUAGUGAUGUAGAACAGAUUGAGGAUACUGUUCCGAAAUCAGAACCUGCAUCACCUGCAAAGGAAGUUCCGCCACCAAUACCUAACAGUGCACCACCAAACAUGCUCUCUCAGGUCAUGAGCAAGAUGAUCUCUGCUAAGAUCCAAGCCACCCAUCCUCACCUGCCACCUGGUUUCAAUGGGUCACUCCCCCUGAUGCCCCAUCUGCCGCACGGUGAACACAUGCAUCCUCCGCACACGCAUCAACACCUCAGCAAUGCAGCGGCAAUGUAUUUAAAUGUUAGCCAAAAAUUAUUUUUAGAACAAGAAGCGCGCAUGAAAGAGGCUAGUGAACACCAACAAAAUAAUCAACAUAGGCCACAAUCUAACCAACACUCGCCCCAACAAAGGCAAAUGGGGCAAACGCCUAAACCGCCCCUACCUUCAGAGCUAGCGGAACGACUAGAUGCAUUACGAAGCAAUGCGGGGUCAGUCGGCUCUAUCACAGGGGCAGAUCUAGAAAGCCUCGCUGAAGUUCUGAAAAGUGAAAUCACAGCGUCUUUGGCGAGUCUCAUCGAUUCUAUCGUAACACGUUUCGUGCACCAACGACGUAUAAUGGGCAAGCAAUCAGAGGCAGCCGCGGCUGCUGCGGAGCAACUAAACAAGGAUUUGAUACGAGCAUCGAGAAUGCUGGAUAGAAAAUCUCCACCGCCGAAAGCGCCUGAGCGACCGCCGGGACACAUGCCAGGUAACCAACCCGUCCAUCACCCGGGCGCCCCAAAUGGCGUCCCAUUUAUGACCAAUAAUCAAAUUUUUAUGAGCCAUAUGAAUGGCCCCCGUGCGCCAGGCGGCGCGGCGUUUCCGCUGCACCCCGAGGCGGGCGGGCCAGGCCACGGCGCUCACAUGCGACCUCCGACAGGCCUGUUCCAGACACCGCAGAAGCCGAUGCCGCCGCACUUCGGCCCGAUGAAUGGACAUUAUGAUCGGGAACAGAACAUCGACCCCAGCGAGCCUCUGAGUUUAGUCGUGACGCCAAAAAAGCCUAAGCGACAUAAGGUGACAGACACGCGAAUUACGCCCCGCACUGUAAGCCGAAUCCUAGGAGAAGGGAUGGGGCAUUCCCCUGAGAGCAAAUUCCCCGAGUCGCCUUCUCCACGUCCGUACCCUGGAGGCAUGGCGUUGCCGACGUCAGUUGCGAUACCGAAUCCGUCACUACACGAGAGUCAAGUGUUCUCGCCGUACUCGCCAUUUUUUGUGGCGGGUGGAGGUCUAGCGCGGUCACCGCCCGCGCCGGAGCGGGACUCUCCGCCGCUGCCAAACGCACCGACGAUGUUGCAUCCUCUGCUUGCGGCGGCACACCACAGCUCGCCGGACUACCUCCGACACCACCCACACCACCCGCACCACGCGCAGCACCACCCGCACCACAUGGACGCGCAGGACCACUCUGACUGCAACUCCACUGACCUGCCUUACGACGGAGUUCAGCCUACUAUAUCCUUUUUAAUAGAUUUACACACUAAUAUUUCCUUUCAGCUUAACUUCGAUACUUCGUAG
Molecule: messenger RNA, 2511 nt
Organism: Pieris macdunnoughi
Lineage: Eukaryota; Metazoa; Arthropoda; Insecta; Lepidoptera; Pieridae
Source: the annotation of a GenBank genome assembly